GAAGUUGGAGAAGGAGUCAGAUUUGUAUUUCCGCGUCUGGAUAGCAACGCAAUAACCAAAAAGUUAAGGGGAAGAAAUAAUAAAUGUGUAAAAGGUUGAAGUUGCAGAAAGGGAGGCCUGCAAAUCUCUACAAUUUCGAGGUUUCGCUCCUCUCUCCCCGAUUAUAAACCCAGCGCGACUUCAUAUAAGUCGCGAGUCAAGAGCUUUAUACCCCCCUACCCCUGGGUUUAUAGAAUAUCCAAGUUGUUGAAUUGAAUUGAGUUGCAGACUUACACUGCACCGUCAUAUCAAACAUGAAUAUCUUCUCCAAGAAGCCUUCGCCUAAAGAGGUGCUUCGAGACAGUAAACGAGAAAUGACCCAUGCUACCAGAGGCAUAGAGAAGGAAAUUUCUGCUUUGCAGUUGGAGGAAAAGAAGCUUGUUGCUGAGAUAAAGAGAACUGCUAAAUCUGGAAAUGAGGCAGCAACUAAGAUUCUAGCACGUCAGCUAGUCAGGCUAAGGCAGCAAAUUGCUAACCUGCAAGGAAGUCGAGCUCAGAUGAGAGGCAUAGCAACUCAUACUCAGGCAAUACACGCCCAAACUUCGGUUGCUGCAGGCAUGAAAGGUGCCACUAAAGCCAUGACAGCUAUGAACAAGCAAAUGGCUCCAGCAAAACAGGCGAAGGUUAUUCAAGAUUUCCAGAAGCAAUCAGCACAAAUGGAUAUGAUUACGGAAAUGAUGUCAGAUGCCAUAGAUGAUGCUUUGGAUGAUGAUGAAGCUGAAGAGGAAACCGAUGAGUUGACAAAUCAGGUCCUUGAUGAAAUUGGUGUUGACGUUGCUUCACAGUUAUCGGCAGCUCCAAAAGGAAAAAUUGCUGGGAAAAAGGUCGAGGAGAGUAGCUCCGGAAUGAAUGAACUCGAGAAGAGAUUGGCUGCCCUUAGAAAUCCUUAAGGUCAAUGCCUCCUUUGUUUCCAAUUGUGUCUUCUCAUUUUAUUUCUGUGAUGAGUGAUGACAUCAAGUUUACUGUAAUUCAAUGUACAUGACUUUUCUCUAUUAAGAAUUAUGAUAUGUUGGGAGUUUGGUUUUAAGAUCCUCAAAUGAAUCACUUGAUACUCUUUA
Ipomoea triloba (trilobed morning glory) is the source of this 1097-nucleotide messenger RNA. RefSeq names its product vacuolar protein sorting-associated protein 2 homolog 3. Gene Ontology annotation, cellular component: multivesicular body; ESCRT III complex. The transcript has 11 exons. The record is from RefSeq and is a predicted model, not a curated record. Gene Ontology annotation, biological process: endosome transport via multivesicular body sorting pathway; late endosome to vacuole transport; protein transport. Bases 294 to 929 code for a protein of 211 amino acids. Lineage: Eukaryota; Viridiplantae; Streptophyta; Magnoliopsida; Solanales; Convolvulaceae.